CCUACACACGUGGUGUGAGAAAUUUUGCGUUCGUCAAUUCGGAGAUUGGAAAUAAUUUAAUCAGCACUGUUUCUAGAUUUACAGCCCAGGAAGAAUCUUUGCGUACGUUCUUGUGUCCAGGUGAAUUAUGGGAACCCAAUUAGAAGUGUUUGCAGGAAGUUACGAGCAGAUACUUUUUGGUUACCGAGUGUGUCCCGGACAACAGGAAUGGAGAAUAGAACAAGUCUUCACACAUCAUGCUCAUACGGCAUCCUUGUCUGCAGUGGCAGCCAGUGAGCAAUUCAUCGCCACAGGAAGCAGAGAUGAAACCAUUCAGCUCUAUAAUAUGAAGACAAGAACUGAACAUGGAUCCUUGUUGCACCAUGAUGGUACUAUCUCAUGUCUGGAGUUCUAUGGCACCUCCCAUUUACUCAGUGGUGGAGAAGAUGGUCUUCUCUGUGUGUGGAGCACAAAAACUUGGGAAUGUUUGAAAUCCAUCAAAGCCCACAUAGGCUAUCUAACAUCUUUAUCUGUGCAUCCAUCUGGGAAACUUGCACUGUCCGUUGGAACAGACAAGAAACUAAGAACAUGGAAUCUAAUAGAUGGAAGGUCAGCUUUCACCAAGAAUAUAAAGCAAAAUGCACAUAUAGUGCGGUGGUCACCUGAUGGGGAUAAGUACGCUGUAGCCAUAAACGAUAAGUUAGACAUUUAUGACCUGGAGUCUGCUAACAUCAUAAUCACCCUGACCAACAAAAAGAGGAUUUCAUCCAUUACAUUUUUGAAGAAUACUGUACUGGCUCUGGCAGGAGAUGAUGAACAUGUGAAAGUGUAUGAUCUCAUCUCUGAAAAGUGCAUUUGUGAGUUUAAAGCUCAUGACAACAGAGUGAAAGCAGUAGAAAGCUUUAUGAUGGAUGAGUUGUGUGUACUGGUCACAGCCUCUAAUGAUGGAUUCAUCAAGUUGUGGAAACUCAAUAUGGAGAGGGAGGAGGAGGUUUGUCUGCUGGGCCAGGUGAACACCACAGCUCGCCUUACCUGUCUGUCAGUUUGGAGACAUAAUUCUGAGAAAGAGUCUUCAGCAGAACAAACCACAGAGUCCACAGCUGUACAAUCACUGGACAAGGAGGCUGGGCCAUUAAACACAAAUAAGAGAGUGAGGAUAUGGACUGAAGAGGUGCUUUUAGAAGAUGGCACCUCUUCUAAAAAACAGACUAAAAAGAAAAAACAGAAGGCACAAUAAACAUUUUGUUUAUGAUUUUUUUUUUUUAUUAGGCAUGUGUUUUAGCAAUUACUGCAAAGGACUGAACUAUACAGGUGUGUAACUAGUGGGCUGAGUCACCUGCAUCGUAUUAAUGUAUUGCUUGAUACCAGAAAUCAGAAGCAGCAGCAAGACCAGUGGAAGUGUAAACAUUGUAAAAUUGGCAGUGAAAUUUUUUUUUUAUAUAUAUAUUAUUUGAAUUUUGUCCUCCCUGAUAUAGAAUACCCCUUACCUUACCUACCUAUGUUGAGCUGCCUACCUUGAAGUUUGCUACAUUGUUGCUAUUGUUGUCUUACCCAGAGGUGUACAUUAAUGGUUUUUAUUUAUAAAACCAGUUGUUUUGGGCCUAGUCUUCUUUAUGAAUCUUCCAUUGAUACAAUUAUUUUAGUAUGAAAAAUAUUUACUAUAAAUAAUUGAUGUACAUACUCAGGUGAGGACUUCCUAUUUGUUUAUCUUCUAGAAAAUUGUGUGUUGUGCAAUAACUUGAUGCAUGUCUGAUGUAUGAAAACGGUAUGGAAUCUGUUAAAGGUGAUAAAGCAGUUAUAAAAAUAAAGGUGAAAAAUGCUUA
Molecule: messenger RNA, 1802 nt
Organism: Electrophorus electricus (electric eel)
Lineage: Eukaryota; Metazoa; Chordata; Actinopteri; Gymnotiformes; Gymnotidae
Gene: pak1ip1
Product: PAK1 interacting protein 1
Molecular function (GO): protein binding
Source: RefSeq, a predicted model, not a curated record